Molecule: messenger RNA, 1655 nt
Organism: Brienomyrus brachyistius
Lineage: Eukaryota; Metazoa; Chordata; Actinopteri; Osteoglossiformes; Mormyridae
Product: scavenger receptor cysteine-rich type 1 protein M130-like
Exons: 6
Coding region: 30-1619 (529 amino acids)
Cellular component (GO): membrane
Source: RefSeq, a predicted model, not a curated record
GAAAGAAUGCAGCUGCUUUUACUUCACUGAUGUCUGUAAAUCUGUUUUAUUUUGAUCUUUCUUUACUUUUAAUUGAAGGAAAUGUUGAAAUGCGGCUGACAGGAGGCCCUCAUCUGUGCUCUGGGAGGCUGGAAUUUAAACAUGGAGACUCAUGGUACACAGUGUGUGACCCUGACUUUGACCUGCAGGAUGCAAAGGUCGUGUGUCGGCAGCUGGGCUGUGGGAUCCCUGUGGAGGAGCCCAGGUGGGCUGCAUUUGGGGAGGGGGGCGGGCAGGUGUGGUCAAAGAAGGUUAACUGCAAAGGGGAUGAAUCUUUUCUUGGUCUUUGUGAAAGAUCAUCCACAGAGGAACAGAACUGCACUCAUGAGACUGAUGUCGGGCUGAAGUGCUUCUGGUACACAGACUCCAGGCUGGUGGGCGGCCCUGACUCCUGCUCCGGGAGGGUGGAGCUGCAGUACCUCAGUGAGUGGGGGACAGUGUGUGAUGCAUCCUGGGAUAUGAGAGCAGCCAGUGUCCUCUGUCGGCAGCUGCAGUGUGGGGGCGCUGUGGCAGUGCUAGGACAGGCCUGGUUUGGAGAGGGGAGGGGCCGCAUCUGGGCUGAUGUGUUUGAGUGCCAGGGGAAUGAGACACACCUCUCCCAGUGUGCUGUGUCCUCAUGGAGUCGAGCUGCAUGCUCUCAUGGACGGGAUGCAGGAGUCAUCUGUGAGGGGUCUAAAUCUCUCUCAGCCCUCAAUGGGACAGUACGACUGUCUGGAGAGAGUGGCUGUGAGGGUCAGGUGGAGGUUUACUACCAGCUGACCUGGAGCAGAGUUCUCAUGGACUCCUGGAGCUUCAGGGAGGCCUCUGUGGUCUGCAGGCAGCUGGGCUGUGGCUCUGCAGUGAGGCUGUACAGUUCCUCCCUGUCUGGGACAGGGGACAGUGAUGUGUGUCUGACAGGGUAUCAGUGCUCUGGGAGUGAACCGCACCUGUUGAACUGCAGUGAUCAACAUAGACUGAACUGCAGCUCUGGUCCACAGGUGUCCAUAGAGUGUUCCAAGCACAGGUCCAUCAGGCUGGUGGGUGAUGCUGGGGCCUGUGCAGGGAGGCUGGAGGUGCUCCACCAGGGCUCCUGGGGGACAGUGUGUGGAGACUCCUGGGACCUGAAGGAUGCUGAGGUGGUCUGCAGACAGCUCCAGUGUGGGACGGCUCUCCGUGACCCAGUGCCCACCUUCUUUGGACCAGGAACUGGACCCAUCUGGCUGGAUGAGGUGGACUGUGAGGGGAAUGAGACGUCUCUGUGGGACUGUCCUUCAGCACCGAGGGAACAGAAUGACUGUCUCCAUAAAGAGGACGUAGGAGUUGUGUGUUCAGAUUUUAAAGAGAUCAGACUGGCUGAAGGCUGCUCUGGGCAGUUGGAGGUUUUCUAUAAUGGCAGCUGGGGAAAUGUGUGCUUCAAUCAAAUGGACACAAACACAGUCAGUCUGAUAUGUCAACAUCUGAACUGUGGAGAGAAUGGGACUGUUUCUUACUCAUGGUCUCGGCUGAAAGGAGCUCCGAACUGGCUUGAUAGUGUGGAAUGUCGCCCACAUGACUCCACACUGUUUCAUUGCCCGUCCUCUAACUGGGGAGACAAUAAUUGAUGUUCUGCAGCUUCCAAGGACAGACCAUGUUCACGU